This is a messenger RNA of Pseudopipra pipra, 3453 nucleotides long. It is a transcript of the gene ANPEP, whose product is annotated as alanyl aminopeptidase, membrane. Gene Ontology annotation, biological process: peptide catabolic process; proteolysis. Gene Ontology annotation, cellular component: plasma membrane; cytoplasm. The record is from RefSeq and is a predicted model, not a curated record. The transcript is spliced from 20 exons. Gene Ontology annotation, molecular function: zinc ion binding; peptide binding; metalloaminopeptidase activity. The coding region runs from base 352 to 3240 and encodes 962 amino acids. NCBI's taxonomy places the organism in Eukaryota, Metazoa, Chordata, Aves, Passeriformes, Pipridae.
CAUGGUGGGGAUGUGGCCACGGGCUGUGACCACCCUCUCUGUGCUCCUAUUGCAGAGCCAGGCGAGUGCUAGGGAGGCACCCUGGGGGUCCUGGCUGGCAGCUCACACCGACAGUGUGACCCCCUCCGCUGGCUCUGCCCCUGCUUGCAGCGGCGCUGGGUGUUGGUGCUCCUGCCAGGCUGGGGGGUGGGCAGGUGGAAAGAUCAUGCCAGGGGCUGCCGCCGCCCUGAGCUCCGUGGCCAUUUAAUCCUUCACCCAUUAACUUGGACUAAUAAACCUUGUGGGAGCAAGAGGCUAAAAGCCGCACCCGUGCCAGUGUUGCCUCCACCAGCUCUGCUCCCACUGCCCACCAUGGCAGCCGGCUUCUUCAUCAGCAAGAGUGUGGGCAUUGUGGCCAUCGUGCUGGGCCUGGGGGCCGUGGCCACCAUCAUCGCGCUCUCGGUGGUGUAUGCCCAGGAGAAGAACAAGGGGACGUCGCAUCCAGACACCACCAGCACAGCUGGCCCUGGCACCACCACCACCACCGCUGCCCCCAACAACCCCUGGAACCGGUGGAGGCUGCCAACCACGCUGCAGCCGGAGAUCUACGAGGUGUCCCUGCAGCCCUUCCUGACGCCCGAUGCCAACAACAUGUACAUCUUCAAGGGCAACAGCAGUGUGGUCUUUGUCUGUGUGGAAGCCACCAACCUCAUCCUCAUCCACAGCAACAAGCUGAACUACACCAUGCAGGGCUCCUUCCAUGCCACGCUGCAGGCGGAGGGCGGUGGCACAGCCCCAUCCAUCUCCCGCACCUGGUUGGAGACCCUCACCCAGUACCUGGUGGUGGAGCUCACUGCUCCCCUGCAGCAGGGCCAGAGGUACCGGCUGUCCAGCAGCUUCACUGGGGAGCUGGCCGACGACCUGGCUGGCUUCUACCGCAGCGAGUACACUGACGAGUCGGGCACCAAGCACGUGGUGGCCACCACACAGAUGGAGGCGACCGACGCGCGCAAAGCCUUCCCCUGCUUCGACGAGCCGGCCAUGAAAGCCAACUUCACAGUGACACUGAUCCACCCCUCCAACUACACGGCCAUUUCCAACAUGCCCGUCAAGAGCAGCCGGCAGGAGAUGAUGGGCGAGCAGAGCUGGAAUGUCACAGAGUUUGAAACCACUCCCAGGAUGUCCACAUACCUGCUGGCCUUCAUUGUCAGCCAGUUCAGCUCCGUGACGACCGAAUCGGGGAAUGUAACGAUUAGCAUCUGGGGCCGCCCCGAAGCCAUUGACGAGGGCCAGGGCAGCUAUGCGCUCAGCGUCACCGGCAGCAUCCUCAACUUCUUUGAGGGACAUUACGACACGCCGUACCCGCUCCCAAAGUCUGACCAGGUCGGCCUCCCCGACUUCAAUGCAGGCGCAAUGGAGAACUGGGGGCUGGUGACCUACCGGGAGAACUCGCUGCUCUUCGACGACAGGUACUCCUCCAUCAGCAACAAGGAGCGGGUGGUGACCGUCAUCGCCCACGAGCUGGCACACCAGUGGUUUGGGAACCUGGUGACGCUGCGGUGGUGGAACGACCUGUGGCUGAACGAGGGCUUUGCCUCGUACGUGGAGUACCUGGGUGCUGACUGGGCCGAACGCUCCUGGAGCAUUAAAGAUCUGAUGGUGCUGAAUGAGGUGCAUGUGGUGAUGGCGACAGAUGCCCUGGCCACCUCCCACCCGCUCUCCUCCCGCGAGGAUGAGAUCAACACCCCGGCCCAGAUCAGCGAGGUCUUUGACAGCAUCAGCUACAGCAAGGGAGCGGCAGUGCUGCGUAUGCUCUCGGACUUCCUCACCGAGGACGUCUUCAAGGAGGGGCUGCAGUCCUACCUCCACACCUUCGCCUACAACAACACCGUCUACACUGACCUCUGGGUCCAUCUGCAACAGGCUGUGGAGAACAACAGGGUCCCACUGCCUGACACCAUCAGCAACAUCAUGGACCGCUGGACGCUGCAGAUGGGCUUCCCUGUGGUAACUGCCAACACCCUGGACGGCACCAUCAGCCAGACCCACUUCCUGCUGGACCCCAAUUCCCAAGUGGACAGACCCUCUGUCUUCAACUACACCUGGAUCGUCCCCAUCACCUGGAUGACACGUAGUGGCACUGUGAAUGACAGGUACUGGCUGACCAAAGCCACAGACACCAACAACACGUUCAAGGUUGACAGUCCCAACUGGCUCCUGCUGAACCUCAAUGUCAGUGGAUACUUCCGUGUCAACUACAACCAGGAGAACUGGGACCAGCUCCUCAACCAGCUCAGCACUGACCACACGGUCUUCCCUGUGAUCAACCGUGCCCAGAUCAUCGAUGACGCCUUUAACCUGGCCAGAGCCAAGUACGUCAACGUGACCUUGGCCCUGAGCACGACACGGUUCCUGAGCCAGGAGACAGAGUACAUGCCCUGGGAGGCAGCGCUCAACAACCUCCAGUACUUCCAGCUGAUGUUCGACCGCAGCGAGGUCUUUGGGGCCAUGACGAAAUACAUGCAGAAGCAGGUGACUCCUCUCUUCAACUACUACAAGACCAUCACCAGCAACUGGACCACGAUCCCCAGUGACCUGAUGGACCAGUACAACGAGAUCAAUGCCAUCAGCACCGCCUGUACAUACGGCAUCACCGAGUGCCAGGAGUUGGCCACCCAAUACUUGAGCCAGUGGCAGCAAAACAGCAGCAACAACCCAGUUCCCCCGAACCUGCGCUCGGCCAUCUACUGCAGCAUGGUGGCCACGGGCGGGGAGGACGCGUGGGAUUUCCUCUGGGCAAGGUUCAAGGAGGCCGUCGUGGUGUCCGAGGCUGACAAGCUCCGCACAGCCCUCGCCUGCAGCCCCCACUCCUGGAUCCUCAGCCGGUACUUGGAGUACACCGUUGACCCCACAAAGAUCAGGAAGCAGGAUGCCACCUCCACCAUCAACAGCAUUGCCAGCAACGUGGUAGGGCAGCCCCUGGCCUGGGACUUCAUCCGCGGCAACUGGAGGACUCUCUUCAGCCAGUAUGGGGGUGGCUCCUUCUCCUUCUCCCGCCUGAUUUUAUCUGUGACCCAGCGUUUUUCCUCUGAGUUUGAGCUGCAGCAGCUGGAGCAGUUCAAGGAAGACAACCAGGACAUCGGGUUCGGGUCGGGGACGCGGGCGCUGGAGCAGGCGCUGGAACGGACCCGCACCAACAUCGACUGGGUGAAGGAGAACCGGGAGACGGUGCUGAACUGGUUCGAGGGCGAGAUCAGAUAACGGUGCCUGCCCUCCCCCUGCCACCCGGACAGACCCUCACCCACUCCAACCUCCGUUCAUCAUGGCCCUGAGCCCCCUGUGCCCCAGUCCCCCACUGCCAGUGGGGGGCCUGACGCCUGGUUAAUGGGCAGCAGGGUCAUGGGGGACUCAGGGUGGGAGGGAUGUUGUGCUGGUGCAGCCAUGGGAGUGUGUAAAUAAAAGGCUUGUCCAGUU